Anoplopoma fimbria (sablefish) is the source of this 2737-nucleotide messenger RNA. RefSeq names its product v-akt murine thymoma viral oncogene homolog 3b (gene akt3b). Gene Ontology annotation, biological process: protein phosphorylation. The record is from RefSeq and is a predicted model, not a curated record. Lineage: Eukaryota; Metazoa; Chordata; Actinopteri; Perciformes; Anoplopomatidae. The coding region runs from base 827 to 2266 and encodes 479 amino acids. The transcript has 14 exons. Gene Ontology annotation, molecular function: protein serine/threonine kinase activity; ATP binding.
UCUAUAUUCCUGCGGCCCCUGAACGCAGCAGGAGUCCUCCCGUCGGAGCAGGCUGAACGUGACGGAGGUUUCCUGGCGGAGCUGCGGAGGAGGAGCAGGAGGAGCCGAGCGGGUCUGUGUGUGUGUCCGUGUGUCCGUCCUCCACCUCCACAGUCUGGGACACUCCAACACCAACACACAUACACAUAUAUACACGUAUAUAUGUGUUUAUUUAUAUAUAAAGUCCUGUUUCUGCGGCCAUGGAUCCAUCGCUGUCCUCCUCCUGUUUCCCCCGCUGAGGGUCGGAUGCUCCAGUGAGGAGGAGGAGGAGGAAGAGGAGGAAGAAGAGGAGGGUGUCAUCUUCAUCUUCCAGGCUGACUCACCGCUGGAGCGCCUGAACACAGAAGAAGAAGAAGAAGAAGAAGAAGAAGAAGUUUGAGAGGGCGAGGGAGUGAGGAAAAGAAACAGAGUAAGAUAAGGAAGUAAGGAGGGAGGGAGAGAAAGAGGGGAGUGAAAAACACAAAGUGAGGACGAGGAGGAGGUGAGGAGAAAGUGAGGUUGGGUCGGCGGGGCGAGAGGAGGGAACAGGAAGUGAAUUGUGGGAAAGAGAGAGAGAGAGAAAGAUAGAGAGACACUGUGGGGGACAACAUAACAGAUCUGAGGUCAGGUGAGAGUAGGCGCAGGUAGGUUGAGGGUCGGAGGUCAAGCGGCGGUCAGACGGAGGGCUGACUGAGCCUCAGCUGAAAAACAAGCUGUCCCGCUUCUCUCCCCCUCCCCCUCAAAGACUGUCCCUUCACCGUCACCACACUGGGCGAACUGGGAGGACUGGUGACGAGGAGAAGCCACCAUGAGCGACCAGAACGUCGUCAAGGAAGGCUGGGUCCAGAAAAGAGGUGAGUACAUCAAGAACUGGCGACCGCGCUACUUUCUGCUGAAGACAGACGGCUCUUUCAUCGGCUACAAGGACAAACCGCAGGACUCCGACCUGGCCUACCCGCUCAACAACUUCUCCGUAGCAAAAUGUCAGCUGAUGAAGACAGAGCGGCCCAAGCCCAACACCUUCAUCAUCCGCUGUCUGCAGUGGACCACGGUCAUCGAGAGGACCUUUCACGUCGACACUCCCGAUGAGAGGGACGAGUGGGCCGAGGCCAUCCAGAUGGUAGCCGAGUCUCUGGCCAAACAGGAGGAGGAGGGCAUCCUGAGCAGCCCCACCUCCCAGAUCGAGAACGUCAACGAGGAGGAGAUGGACACCUCCAUCAGCCACUACAAACGAAAGACAAUGAAUGACUUUGACUAUCUGAAGCUUCUGGGCAAAGGCACUUUUGGGAAAGUCAUUCUGGUGAGGGAGAAGGCGAGUGGCACCUACUACGCCAUGAAGAUCCUCAAGAAGGAAGUCAUCAUAGCCAAGGAUGAAGUCGCUCACACGCUCACAGAAAGUAGGGUAUUAAAAAACACUCGGCAUCCAUUCCUAACUUCUCUGAAGUACUCGUUCCAGACGAAGGAUCGGCUGUGCUUUGUAAUGGAGUACGUCAACGGAGGAGAGCUGUUUUUCCAUUUGUCAAGAGAAAGAGUAUUUUCGGAGGACCGCACUCGUUUCUACGGCGCCGAGAUCGUGUCCGCUCUAGACUACCUACAUUCUGCCAAGAUCGUCUACCGGGAUCUGAAGCUGGAGAACCUGAUGUUGGACAAAGACGGCCACAUCAAGAUCACAGACUUUGGCCUCUGCAAAGAAGGCAUCACCGACACUGCCACCAUGAAGACCUUCUGUGGAACACCAGAGUACCUGGCUCCUGAGGUGCUGGAGGACAACGACUACGGGCGGGCGGUGGACUGGUGGGGUUUGGGCGUGGUGACGUACGAGAUGAUGUGCGGCCGCCUGCCGUUCUACAACCAGGACCACGAGAAGCUGUUCGAGCUCAUCCUCAUGGAGGAGAUCAAGUUCCCACGAACCCUGUCGGCCGACGCCAAGUCGUUGCUGUCAGGGCUGCUCAUCAAGGACCCCAACAAACGGCUGGGCGGCGGACCGGAUGACGCUAAGGAGAUCAUGCGACACAGUUACUUCAACGCAGUCGACUGGCAGGACGUCUACGACAAGAAGCUGGUCCCGCCUUUCCAGCCCCAGGUCAGCUCGGAAACGGACACGCGCUACUUCGACGAGGAGUUCACAGCACAGACCAUCACCAUCACUCCGCCGGAGAAAUAUGACGAGGACGGGAUGGACGCGGCGGACAACGAGCGAAGGCCUCAUUUCCCACAGUUCUCGUACUCGGCCAGCGGGCGGGAGUGAGCGCUCCAGGGGCCCGGCCAGCGUCGUCCCCAUUCGUGGCCAUUCUGAGGAAAACACGUAGCCAUUUUAGUAAAAAAAAAACAAAAAAAAUACCAGUCUCCCCUCUUUUUCUCCUUCUCUGCCUCCUCACAGACGAGGAGAAGUCUUUUUAGGGACUUUAAAAAGAGGUUUUUUGCACAGUGGGAUAGACUCCAGCCGGUCUCCCCACACUAAAAAAAAAAAAAAAAAAUAAGUCUCCUACAUUUUCAGCGCUAUUUACUGCAGAAGGCAAUGUUUUUGUUAUUUAUUUUUUCCGUCAGUAUUAAGUUGUCGACCCCGGGGUUGCGUUCAUUUUUUGUUUCUGCCCUUUUUUUUCCUUCUUCUUCUUCUUCUUCUUCUUCUUUUGACUUUUUUGCACUUGGUUUGGAAGAGCCGUUAUAGGGAACAAAAAACCAAAAAUGUUGCCUUACGUGUGCAGAUGUUUCGUAUCAU